Eufriesea mexicana is the source of this 1451-nucleotide messenger RNA. It is a transcript of the gene Dh31-R, whose product is annotated as Diuretic hormone 31 Receptor. Bases 53 to 1354 code for a protein of 433 amino acids. The record is from RefSeq and is a predicted model, not a curated record. Gene Ontology annotation, molecular function: calcitonin receptor activity. Gene Ontology annotation, biological process: adenylate cyclase-modulating G protein-coupled receptor signaling pathway; cell surface receptor signaling pathway. NCBI's taxonomy places the organism in Eukaryota, Metazoa, Arthropoda, Insecta, Hymenoptera, Apidae. The transcript is spliced from 10 exons. Gene Ontology annotation, cellular component: plasma membrane.
GUUACAGAUAAGGAUGAAGUUGAAAAAUGAAUAAAUUGUUUAAUAACGAAUAAUGUAUUCCUCCUUUUCAGAGCCAUACUGUCAGAUGACGUUUGAUGGAUGGUCCUGCUGGCCAAAUACUCCAGCAGGAAGCACAGCAUACGCUCCGUGUCCAGAUUUCAUCACUGGCUUCGAUGCAUCGUUGAGGGCUCACAAAUACUGCGAAGCAAAUGGCACCUGGUUUCGACAUCCGGUGUCUGAUCAAGUCUGGAGCAAUUACACGACCUGUGUCAAUUUGAAAGAUCUGAAUUGGCAGCAGGGGAUUAGCGGAAUUUACGAGGCUGGAUAUGCAAUAUCAUUGGUAGCAUUGCUGCUCUCAUUAGGUAUUCUCACGUAUUUCCGUUCCCUGAGGUGUGCAAGGAUCACGCUUCAUAUGAACCUGUUCGCCUCGUUUGCUGUGAAUAAUGCUCUAUGGCUAGUAUGGUACAGAUGCAUCGUCGCGAACACGGAUUUACUAUUGAACAAUGGGAUAACGUGUCGCCUGCUGCACAUUAUCCUCCACUACUUCCUGCUCACUAAUUACGCCUGGAUGUUGUGCGAGGGUUUUUACCUGCACACCCUGCUCGUUAGCGCUUUCACAAGCGAACACAAAUUAGUAAAGUGGCUGAUGGGCCUGGGAUGGCCUGUGCCUGCGGUCAUCGUCACGAUUUAUGCCUCUUUGAGGGCGACCAGCGACGACCCUGCCGAUACUGAACAGUGUUGGAUCAACGAGGGUAACUACAUAAACGUGCUGGUUUAUCCCGUCUGCGUUUCCACCUUAUUGAACGUCCUGUUUCUCUUCAACAUCGUUCGAGUUCUGUUGAUGAAGCUGAGAGCUGGCCCCACGAUCGGCACUCAACCCUCGAGGUCUAUGCGACAGGCAUUCAGAGCAACGCUACUUCUCGUACCUCUUUUGGGCCUACAUUACCUCGUCAUCCCCUUCAGACCGCCGAAGAACCACCCCUGGGAGCAGUUCUACGAAGUUCUUUCUGCCAUUACAGCCUCUUUCCAGGGUCUCUGCGUGGCUGUGUUGUUCUGUUUCUGCAAUGGGGAGGUGAUAGCGCAGUUCAAGAGGAAAUGGGAGGGCACGGCUCUACUGCGGAAUCGAGCCAAUUCCUGUACAGCCACCACCGUCUCGGUCCGAUGCCGGGAGAAGAGAAGGUGUGACUAUCAAUCGUCCGCGCCGGAUGUGCUGGACGAAAAACGAAUCUUGGAUGACCGUCAACAGACCGUGCAGUUGAUCGCUGCAAAUCCCGUCCCUAAUAGUCACACCAAUCAUGCCAGGGUUCUUGUCAAAUCGAACGACGCAUCCAAUUGCGAGCAGACGCAAUGUUGAUGAUCCUGACAACCUAUGACGAGAGACUGACAAGAUAUGAGACUGCUACUGGAAAAUGGACGUCACUAGGGAAGAUCAAAGGCGAGUCGAAGAUCAA